Molecule: messenger RNA, 657 nt
Organism: Balaenoptera acutorostrata (minke whale)
Lineage: Eukaryota; Metazoa; Chordata; Mammalia; Artiodactyla; Balaenopteridae
Product: basic proline-rich protein-like
Exons: 1
Coding region: 1-657 (218 amino acids)
Source: RefSeq, a predicted model, not a curated record
AUGCCGCACCCCGGGAUCACGCCCCGUGCCGCACCCCGGGACACGCCCCUGCCGCACCCCGGGAUCACGCCCCUGCCGCACCCCGGGAUCACGCCCCCCGUCGCACCCCGGGAUCACGCCCCUGCCGCACCCCGGGAUCACGGCCCCUGCCGCACCCCGGGAUCACGGCCCCUGUCGCACCCCGGGAUCACGGCCCCUGUCGCACCCCGAGAUCACGCCCCUGCCGCACCCCGGGAUCACGCCCCUGCCGCACCCCGGGAUCACGGCCCCUGCCGCACCCCGGGAUCACGGCCCCUGUCGCACCCCGGGAUCACGCCCCGCCGCACCCCGGGAUCACGCCCCUACCACACCCCGGGAUCACGCCCCUGUCGCACCCCGGGAUCACGCCCCUGCUGCACCCCGGGAUCACGGCCCCUGUCACACCCCGGGAUCACGCCCCUGUCGCACCCCGGGAUCACGGCCCCUGCCGCACCCCGGGAUCACGGCCCCUGUCGCACCCCGGGAUCACGCCCCUGCCGCACCCCGAGAUCACGGCCGCUGCCGCACCCCGGGAUCACGGCCCCUGUCGCACCCUGGGAUCACGCCCCGCCGCACCCCGGGAUCACGCCCCGUGCUCUGGCGCAGCCACCCACUGACCUUAGGAUCUUCCAGACCUGA